Prorocentrum cordatum is the source of this 2898-nucleotide messenger RNA. The record is from the annotation of a GenBank genome assembly. NCBI's taxonomy places the organism in Eukaryota, Dinophyceae, Prorocentrales, Prorocentraceae.
AUGGCCAUCACGACUGACGACAGCGUCCCCUUCCUCCAGGUCAAGGUGUGGUGCAAGGUGGAGAUCGAGGACAAGAUCGUGAACAUGGACAGCAAGAAGCGCCUCCAGCAGGCGCAGCCAGCCAACGUGUUUGACAAGAUGCGGAAGUUAUUGAAUGACCAGUUGCCCGUGAGCCUGCGGGGAAACAAGCUCCCGCCAUCCUUGGAGUUCUUGAAGAAGAAAGCAUUGGGCAUGGUGGGCCAGGGCGCGCCUGCUGAGUCGAAGAGGGGGCUGUUGGAUGCCGAGGCCGAGACUGCUCCAUACAGUGGUGCAGACGCUGAGGGCGGUUCAUCAAAUGCGGCCGCUUCGCGUGAUAUGCCCCCGCCUGCUUCCGACAGCGGAGAUCAUACUCCUAGACCUGCUCCACUACUGGGCGACCUCGCGGGGUCGCUAGCGACCGUCUCGCAGCCCUCGCCGUCGCCCAAGGUUGCUUGCAGGGUUGAGCCACGAGCGAGCCCCGAUACCAAGAGUUGCAUCAGCGAUGGGGGGAUGACAACGACAGCUGGUGGGAAGCGGCAUGGGAAGAAGAGCGAUAAGGAGAAGGAGGUCGACCUCCUUACCAAGCUGGGCUCCGCCAAGGUACUCCAGGGCCACUACAACGGCAGCGACGCGUACAAUGCAACUCGGUUCGAGGACACCGCAAGCGACAGCAAUGGCGUCUCCAACGUGAGGCGUGCCAGGCUCAAGUACGAGAGUGCCUACAAGAUUGUGAAUCCUGGCUCCGUCGACCAGUCCUUCUUGCACAAGACGCUUGAGGAUCCCCACACGAAGGGGCAGGCCUGGCCCCCAGAGUACGCCCUGAAGCUGGUGAAGCUGCGCGUCAAGCACGCACAUGAGGUCGAGGACAUGGUUGACGCCAUCAUGCCACUGGGCCGCGAGGAGGACGACUACAACGACGCCGUUGAGAAGGCCGAGGCCGACGGCGAGGAGGAGCCAACCUUCGAUCCGUUGAAGCCGCGUCUGCGUGAUUUUCCUGCUGCUGAGCCUGCUGCCAUGAUGGCGAGGUUCAGAGGUGUGGUCUCCGAGUUCCUCGCGCAGCCGCUGAUCAAGGCAGGGAAGAACAACCAGAUGCUCAUCAGCCCCCUCCACAGUGAUAUCCUCAAGGCCACCGACGGUGCCUUGCCAGGCAUCAGCGCAGAUGACGCUGCCAUCCUGAAGAAGGCAGUCGAUGAGCUGAUCACCAUCCUCAAGCUGCUCGAAGUCCUGGGUACGCCAUCCGUGGAGCACAUGGUCGGGAUGGACCCUACGACGACGAAGAAGUUCUUGGACGGGAGUUUGGCUGAGGCCUGGCUGCCUUCGAAACAAGACCUCGAGGACAGCAAGUUUUGGUCGCCGUUGCUGGUGCAGUUCACGCGGCACAAGGCGGACGAGUUCGCCAUCGCCCCGAAGAUGGCAGCCUUGCUGGAUGAGCUCUGCGCCAACAUCAACGACGAGAACAGGUUCAGGGAGAUAGUGACCGAGCUCAACCGCAUGACGAAGUUGUGCAGGCCACUGUCUUGCGACCGCGGGCGGUGCAAACUGCUUGAUAAUAUGGAGAAGUGGCUCAGCAACAGCAUCUUCCACGCGAUGCCCGACGACGUCGAGAAGAUGAAGGGCGUCGACAACUUCAUCGAGGAGAUCUGCAACGUCACAACCUUCCCCGAGAACUCUUGGGCUGGGGAUAAGUCGCAUUCCAUGCGCCGCGCGCCCCUUGGGAAGCUGGAGGACAUGAAGAAGAUCGACAGCUCGAAGAGAAUGCUUGAUGCACUGGCCUCCUUCACUGCCAACCCAAACCUCGAGACGACGAACGUGCUGAAGAAAGUGAGCUACCAGAGGCACCUCCUCUUCACCGAUGCGGAGCAGGUGGCAGCCGUGCGGGAGGCUUUGCACGCAGGCACCUCGUUUGCGAUGACAACGCUGGGGUCAUAUUCGUUUACUGGUGGGCGUACUGAGGAGGAGUGGGUGAAGGAGAUGUCUCGGAUCAAAGACAUGAUGAACCUCUCGACGGGGAAGGUGUUUUCUUUCUUGUCCGAGUCGGAGCCAGCCGACGAGGAGGCCAAGGUUUUGGGGGCCCUCAUCUUCGACAAGGCGACUCUCGUCCUGUGCUUCCUCGAGCUUCAGGCUGAAGGUGAUAAUGCAGAACAGCAGGCGGCCUCUGAUCAGGGCAACGACUCGUGCGAGAGUUUGUGGACUGCUUACAAGGCCGACCGCAGCCAGCUCUGGAAGUCGCAGAUCGUCCCGGGCACCAGCGAGAGCUGGAGCGACGCGGCCAUCCAGUCUAAGUGUACCAAGUUCUUCAUGGUGGAGUCGAUGUCUGAGAGCGUAACCAAGAACAUCCAGGCGGCCCUGACUGAGUACGGCGCGGCAGCACUGGCUUCCGAGACGCAGGCGCUGAGCGAGGCGGUCGACCAGGUGGGGCAGCAGAAAGGAUUGGGGGGCCUCGAAUCCUACCCAUCGUUCGCCCCGCUGCACUUUGUCAGGAUGACUUACGAUGAGAUCCUUUCAGCGGCCGAGGAGACGCUGUUCUCUGCGAAGAUGAAGGGCUCGAACAAGAGGCUCUCGCAGACGCGCCAGACGGCGAGGGAGGCAUUGAAACGCUACAAGAAGUCUGCGAAUGACCUGCACAUUGACCUCAGCUCUGAUACGACGUUCGGCCCGCUUGAGAAGGUGGUCGUCAAGGGCACGAGGGGCAUCGGCUCCAUCUUGGCGGAGAUCAAAAUCAUCCCCAACAUUUCGAGGGGCAAAACAACUAGCCUAGCUCAGCGCCAGAGCCGCGUGGAGGAAGAGCUCAACCGCACAGGCACCAUGAUCGGAGACGUUCCUGAGAUAGAGUUGCACGAGAGUGUGAAAACGAAAGCGCUUGAGUUCAUGAGGGCCUGA